Molecule: messenger RNA, 739 nt
Organism: Zonotrichia leucophrys gambelii
Lineage: Eukaryota; Metazoa; Chordata; Aves; Passeriformes; Passerellidae
Product: phosphatidylinositol 4-phosphate 5-kinase type-1 alpha-like
Exons: 5
Biological process (GO): phosphatidylinositol phosphate biosynthetic process
Cellular component (GO): plasma membrane
Molecular function (GO): 1-phosphatidylinositol-4-phosphate 5-kinase activity
Source: RefSeq, a predicted model, not a curated record
AACCUGAACCAGAACCCGCGCACGCUGCUGCCCAAGUUCUACGGGCUGUACUGCGUGCAGGCGGGCGGCAAGAACAUCCGCAUCGUGGUGAUGAACAACCUGCUGCCGCGCUCCGUGCGCAUGCACCUCAAGUACGACCUCAAGGGCUCCACCUACAAGCGCCGCGCGUCGCCCAAGGAGCGCGACAAGGCCUUCCCCACCUUCAAGGACCUGGACUUCCUGCAGGACCUGCCCGACGGGCUCUUCCUGGACGCCGACAUGUACAGCGCGCUGUGCCGGACGCUGCAGCGCGACUGCCUGGUGCUGCAGAGUUUCAAGAUCAUGGAUUACAGCCUGCUGGUGGCCGUGCACAGCCUGGACCAGGCUCAGCGCGAGCGCGCGGCCGCCGGAGCCCCCCGGGACGGGGACGGGGAGCGGGACCCCCGCGGGCGGCCGGCGGCGCAGAGAGCGCUCUAUUCCACGGCCAUGGAGUCCAUCCAGGGCGAGGCGCGGCGGGGCGGCACCAUGGAGACUGACGAUCAGAUGGGCGGAAUUCCCGCCCGGAAUUCCCGGGGGGAGCGGCUGCUGCUCUACAUCGGCAUCAUCGACGUUCUGCAGUCCUACAGGUUCGUGAAGAAGCUCGAGCACUCCUGGAAGGCCCUGGUGCACGACGGGGACACGGUGUCCGUGCACCGGCCCAGCUUCUACGCCGAGCGCUUCCAACGCUUCAUGUGCCACACGGUGUUCCACAGGAUCCCAC